AUGCCCACAUCCUCUCAUUGCGUCACUCUCCAGACGUUAUUCCGUAGUGUCGGGUCUGUGGACCUUGCGUUUGAGAAAGCCGAACCACCAAACGGCAUGAAUGGCUCACGUCCGGUUGUCGUUCUUCAUGGACUCUUUGGGCAGAAGCAAAACUGGCGAUCAUUGUCGCGAGCCAUGGCUAAGGAAUUGAACACGAACGUUUACGCUCUUGAUCUUCGUAACCAUGGGACAUCUCCCCACAAUCAAGAUAUGCAAUAUAAAACUCUUGCAUCUGACGUGCUGCACUUCUUCAACACGCAUUCGCUGUCGAACGUCACCCUGAUAGGUCAUUCUAUGGGUGGAAAGGCCGCUUCUGCGGUAGCGCUCAAGCCAGACCUGCCUCCGAAUACUUUAUCAUCCCUGAUCGUUGUCGACGUCACUCCUAAGAAAGUGGCUCUUAGCUCUGAGUUCUCUCAUUAUGCAAAAGCCAUGAAAGCCAUAGAUGAUGUGGAAGUCAGGGAUUCGAAAGCAGCACAUAGGAUUCUCGAGGAAUAUUCUGAUUAUAAAAUUGAACUUCCUGUACGGCAAUUCCUCCUCACUAAUCUUGGCGUAGUGGAUGGUGUCCGCAAGUUCAGAAUUCCUCUUGAUAUCAUAACAUCGCAAUUGCACGAGGUCUCUUGGGAUGGUCCAACAUUAGCUAUAAGUGGAUUGAGGAGCAACUAUAUUAGGGACAAGGAUAUACCUAUCAUCAAAAUGCUGUUCCCCCGCGCUGAAUUCGCUUCGCUUGAUGCUUCCCAUUGGGUUCAUGCAGACAGGCCCAUCGAAUUUCUGCAAUUGGUCAGAGGCUUCCUUAAAAAGCAUCAGUAAUGCCUGCAUGCUCAGUGCCCCUCACCCCUUCAGAGUGCUGCAUCUGUCGGAAGCAGUCGGCGUGGUUGGGCAGCGCGAAGUUUCUGGCAUCAUUGACAUACAGUGAAGCGAAAACAAUACAUAAUCCUUUCAUCUCCUGCGUAGCACAUAAAAUAGUGGUCUAAAAACCUCCAAGCAUUAAUCGAUGCGUCAUAUUCAGUAGCGAAGAUAAGGAACCUAACCCACAUUCUACCGUGAGCCAAAGGAAGCGCCAUUCAAUUAGUAGUAACAUUAGGGGGCUUCUGCCCGCGCGAUUUGGCAUAACGAUGUACCUAUCCCUCCUAUCUAAUAUGACGAUGGGACCCGAGCACAGGCCCGCGGCCCGCCCAGGACAUG
Cantharellus anzutake is the source of this 1221-nucleotide messenger RNA. RefSeq names its product Alpha/Beta hydrolase protein. Gene Ontology annotation, cellular component: mitochondrion. The transcript is spliced from 8 exons. The coding region runs from base 1 to 846 and encodes 281 amino acids. Lineage: Eukaryota; Fungi; Basidiomycota; Agaricomycetes; Cantharellales; Hydnaceae. The record is from RefSeq and is a predicted model, not a curated record.